AGUCAAACCUAUUUAUGAAGACAUUCCACAUCUCUCAUUCACAUCUUUGCUUAUGGCACUGAACAAGAACCACUCCUACAACAACAAGCUUGGUAAUGAAGCUCUCCCACCCAUCAAAACCCAGGCUGGAACACUCCAACACCCACCACAACCUGCUUCAUCAGACUAUGCUUUUCCCAUAUUUGUCAUUGUUGUGCUCAGCAUCUUGGCCACUGUUCUGUUGCUCCUCAGCUACUUCACUUUUCUAACCAAAUACUGCUCAAACUGGCGCCAAGUUAACCCAAUGAGAUGGAUUUCCAUCCUUCGAGCUCGGCACGAAGAGGACCCCUUCAUAGCAUUCUCUCCUGCCAUGUGGAACCGAGGGCUUGAUGAGUCUAUCAUCAGAGAAAUCCCAACUUUUCAGUUCAUAAAAGGAGAAGAAGGUGAGGACCAAAGUGUAUAUGGUUGUGUGGUUUGUUUGACUGAGUUCAAGGAACAGGAUGUGCUAAAAGUUCUUCCCAAUUGCAACCAUGCUUUUCAUUUGGACUGCAUUGACAUUUGGCUUCAGACCAAUUCCAAUUGCCCACUUUGCAGAUCAAGCAUUUCAGGCAACACACACUGUCCAUUGGACCACAUCAUAGCACCAAGUUCUUCUCCUCAGGAUUCUCAGUUGCUCUCCAACAUGGGUAGUGAUGAAGAUUUUGUGGUUAUUGAACUUGGGGGAGAAUCUGGAGCAGUGAUACCACCGGUGCAACAAGAGAGGAAUGACUCAAGGGGAAGCUUGGCACAUAGAAACCACACUACAAGGAAGUGCCACCAUGUUUCCAUCAUGGGAGAUGAGUGUAUUGAUAUCAGGAAGAAAGAUGACCAGUUUCUGAUUCAGCCUAUUAGAAGAUCUUUCUCAAUGGAUUCAGCACAUGAUAGACAAACUUACUUGGAUGCUCAAGUCAUUAUACAACAAAAUAGACUUCAGAAUGAGGCUAGUGCUAGUGAGGAUUGUAAUAGCAGAUGUCGAAGAGCAUUCUUCCCGUUUUGCUAUGGAAAGGGAUCCAAAAAUGCAGUUCUUCCUUUGGAGAAUGAUGUUUAAUUUGAGAUGAUUUUCCUUUUUUUCUUUUUUUUUUUAUUUUUCCCAUCUCUUUCGUUUUUUGGACAAAAUUUAGAUGCAGUUCUAUAGGUACUUUUAGUGUUGUUCUUCGAUCAGACUUGGAAUUCGGGUUGUUUUUUUACUUUCAGUUAUCAAAAUGGAGAUCUUCAAGUUCGGAUUGGCUCAGUCAUCCAAAUGAAGCAAAGAUCUUUGAAUCUCAGUGGUGAAAAACGGCAGAGGCAAAUGCAGACUGUAGAGUGACUUUUGCAAUGACAGUGACUUAGUGAGUCUGACAGUGGAAUUGUUGAGAAAAAGUAAAAAAAAAAAAAAAAAAAAAGAAGCCUUUGCUUUUAGACUUUGGUAAUUAGUACCUUGCUUAAUUCGCAAGGCGUGGGUAUUUUCCUUUCUAAAGUUUGGUUUUUACUCGCUUAAUUGAUUGUUAGCAGUGUAUCACUUUCAUACUCAUUAUUUUUCACUAGGUUUUUUUUAUUAGUCAGUUUUGUUAGAAAUAUCAAGGAGAGAUUUGAACCCGUGACCUCUCUCUCCCUCCUUCUCCCUUCACUGCGUACACUAGUACUUGAGAACUUGCCAAGCAUUUUGAUUCCGGGUCC
Molecule: messenger RNA, 1674 nt
Organism: Glycine soja
Lineage: Eukaryota; Viridiplantae; Streptophyta; Magnoliopsida; Fabales; Fabaceae
Product: RING-H2 finger protein ATL16-like
Exons: 1
Coding region: 53-1066 (337 amino acids)
Biological process (GO): protein ubiquitination
Molecular function (GO): transferase activity
Source: RefSeq, a predicted model, not a curated record